Molecule: messenger RNA, 541 nt
Organism: Ornithorhynchus anatinus (platypus)
Lineage: Eukaryota; Metazoa; Chordata; Mammalia; Monotremata; Ornithorhynchidae
Product: thioredoxin domain-containing protein 17-like
Exons: 4
Coding region: 19-390 (123 amino acids)
Cellular component (GO): cytosol
Molecular function (GO): protein-disulfide reductase [NAD(P)H] activity
Source: RefSeq, a predicted model, not a curated record
AGCGCAGCGAGCGGCGCCAUGGCCGGGUGCGAGGUGGUGCGGGUGAGCGGCUACGACCGGUGCAGCCGGGCGAUGGAGGACAACCGCGGCAGGACCGUCUUCGUCUACUUCGUCGGCUCCAAGGACGCCGAAGGCCGGAACUGGUGCUCGGACAGCGAGCGGGCUGAACCGAUUGUACAGGAGGCCAUGAAAUACAUUCCUGCGGGAGCUGUAUUCAUCUACUGCCAAGUAGGAGACCGAUCAUACUGGAAAGAUCCAAACAAUGAAUUUCGAAAGAACUUGAAGAUAACUGCUGUGCCCACUCUACUUAAAUAUGGGGCUCCUAAGCAGCUGGUGGAGGUUGAAUGUAGCCAGGCAGAUCUGGUGCAGAAGUUCUUUGCGGAAGACUGACUCUCCUUUUUUUAAUCUCCUGACUUUUUCUAAACCAUUUGCUAGCUUGACAUAUGAUCCCUUUAACACUUUCCCAGACAUGAAACUAAAAACUGAACAGGUGUGGCGGGUGCCUGCGACCCCUUGGCUUGAAUAAAUUACUUCGAAUCAA